Bufo gargarizans (Asiatic toad) is the source of this 6856-nucleotide messenger RNA. It is a transcript of the gene SBNO2, whose product is annotated as strawberry notch homolog 2. Gene Ontology annotation, molecular function: histone binding; chromatin DNA binding. Gene Ontology annotation, cellular component: nucleus. The record is from RefSeq and is a predicted model, not a curated record. Gene Ontology annotation, biological process: regulation of DNA-templated transcription. NCBI's taxonomy places the organism in Eukaryota, Metazoa, Chordata, Amphibia, Anura, Bufonidae.
GAUGGCUGCAGGAAGCAGGAAGUGACUGCAGCUUCUGCUCUACGAGCUCCUGAAACCGGAAGCGUUAACGGGGAAAAAAAGUUGUAAACAAACCCACCGGGUGUGCUUAUUCCGGUACGGGACACGACUGUCAGACAGCAACCGCAGGCGGCCCCGGGUUCCUGGUGGAGUGAAGACCCUGGGGAGAAGUCCCGGAAGUAGAGGAACCUCUGUGGUAUUCAUUAAUCCAGACCCACUGAUGCCAUGAUACCUCAAGGAUCCUAAUGCCCUGCACGGUGUCUGUGAUGGACGGGGGGGGGAGAUACCCACAACUUGAGUCGCAACACGGAGCCAGCGGAAUGUGCUCGGCUGCUGCCAUGCAAUACCAGCCCACCUUGUCUGAUGUGGAGACCCCGGUGCUGGCUGGUACCCAGUGGACACAUUACUCAUAUUCACCUGCUCAUUGCUUGCCCCAUGCUCCUAUCACCAGCUCAGAUCCAUUACAUUAUAAUGGUCAGACAGAAUAUUACAGCAGGAACUAUUCCGCCCCGUUCUCGAACUACUUCUCUGACAGCCAGGCCUACGUUCAGGACCCUCCCCCAUAUUUUAAUGAGUUAUCCAACCACUCCAUCCUCUCUUCCCCGGAUUCUUUAUCUGACAUUAAGGACACUCAGGACUUUCUGCCGAUUGACAGUCUCAGCAAUGUACCGACAAUAUGGGAUAUCAUGCCACAAGACACCAGCACUACAUCGCUUCUUUCCUCCAGUCGCCCCUUUCUGGGCCUGGACAAGUUUGAGGACCUGCAAGCCAUAAUUAAUACUCCAUCAGUGCAGCAGCGGUCGUCAAAUCCUGUAGUAGAAGAAGAGGAGGAUGACGAUGAAGAUGCUGAGGAGCUGGGGCACACGGAGACCUAUGCAGAUUACAUGCCUUCUAAAUCCAAACUAGGUAUCCAGCACCCCGACCGUGUAGUGGAGACCAGCACCCUCUCCAGCGUCCCUCCUCCAGACAUUACCUACACUCUUUCCCUUCCCAGUUCUAUUGUCGAGAAAGGGCUAUUGUCUGCUUUACAGCUUGAAGCCAUAGUGUACGCGUGUCAGCAACAUGAAGUGGUCCUUCCCGGUGGCCAACGAGCUGGAUUUCUCAUUGGAGAUGGAGCUGGCGUGGGAAAGGGACGGACUGUUUCUGGGAUCAUAUUAGAAAACUUCUUAAAGGGCAGGAAAAAAUCUCUUUGGUUUAGUGUAUCCAAUGACUUGCGGUGUGAUGCAGAGCGCGACUUGAGAGACAUUGAGGCCAGUUGUGUUCCAGUGCACGCUCUUAGUAAGAUAAAAUAUGGAGACACAUCUGCAUCUGAAGGUGUACUAUUUGCAACCUAUUCAGCACUUAUCGGAGAGAGUCAAGCUGGAGGUCAACAUCGGACUCGAAUUCGACAGAUUAUAGACUGGUGUGGAGAGAACUUUGAUGGAGUUAUUGUGUUUGAUGAAUGUCACAAAGCUAAGAAUGCCUCAUGUACUAAAAUGGGCCGUGCAGUUUUAGAGCUACAGAACAAUUUGCCUUUGGCACGUGUUGUGUAUGCCAGUGCCACUGGUGCAUCCGAGCCCAAGAACAUGAUCUAUAUGAGUCGGCUGGGUAUCUGGGGAGAGGGCACAUCUUUCAGCACUUUUGAUGAGUUCUUGCACGCAAUUGAAAAGAGGGGUGUAGGAGCCAUGGAGAUUGUUGCCAUGGAUAUGAAGUUGAGUGGUAUGUACAUCGCACGGCAGCUCAGUUUCACCGGUGUCAAUUUCCGAAUUGAGGAAAUUCCCCUGGAUGAGUCUUUCAAACAGAUGUACAACAGAGCGGCACAACUGUGGGCAGAAGCACUGACUGUUUUUCAGACAGCAGCUGACUGGAUUGGGUUGGAAUCUCGAAAGUCUCUGUGGGGUCAGUUCUGGUCAGCACAUCAACGAUUCUUUAAGUAUUUAUGUAUUGCUGCCAAAGUACAGCGUCUGGUUGCUUUGGCUAAGCAGGAACUGUCCAAGGGCAAGUGUGUCGUUAUUGGUUUGCAGUCUACUGGGGAAGCUCGGACACGAGAAGUUAUGGAUGAAAAUGAUGGUCACCUUGACCGCUUUGUGUCAGCUGCUGAAGGAGUGUUUAAGUCCCUGAUCUUAAAACAUUUCCCAUCAAGCAAACGGAAACGUGAGAAAAACUUGUUAAAAAGGAAAAAACGUGGGAAACAGCGUAGUGGAAAGCUCUCGCGUGGAGAUUUUGUGGGGUUAAUCCGAAACAGUGAGGAGAGUAGUUCGGACUCUGAAGGUGUGCUGGAUAGCGAUUUCAACUCUUCUCCUGAAUCCUCCCAGGACAAUGAUGAUGUCAUAUUUGUCGAACACACAUUUAAUGGACUCCUAGUGCCUGAUCGUGGUCCAGAACAAGUAGAACAAAUGAAGAUGGAUUUGUUGGCCAAGGUCAAAAAAUUAGGAAAGGUGUUACCUCUAAAUACAUUGGAUGUACUUAUAGACCAACUUGGGGGUCCAGACAAAGUGGCAGAAAUGACCGGUAGGAAAGGACGUGUGGUCCGUCGCCUUGAUGGUGUGGGGUUUGAAUCUCGAGCUGAGCAUAACCUAUCAAUAGAUAAUGUCAACUUGCGGGAGAAGGAGCGUUUUAUGAAUGGCACAAAACUUGUGGCGAUUAUAUCAGAGGCAUCGAGUUCAGGGAUUUCCCUACAAGCUGACCGUCGAGUAAAAAACCAACGGCGACGAGUGCAUAUGACACUGGAACUACCGUGGAGUGCUGACAGAGCCAUCCAACAGUUUGGUCGCACACACCGGUCUAACCAAGUCUCUGCCCCGGAGUAUGUUUUCCUUAUAUCCGAACUAGCAGGAGAGAGGAGAUUUGCUUCUAUUGUGGCAAAGAGACUGGAAAGCCUGGGUGCCCUUACUCAUGGGGACAGAAGAGCUACAGAAUCAAGAGAUCUCAGCAAGUAUAAUUUUGAGAACAAGUAUGGGUCAAGAUCACUGGAUCAAAUCUUAUCUGCGAUUCUGAACCAAACUCAAAAGGAUGUUCCUCCCCCACAAGGGUACCCCGGAGGUCCUGCCACUUUCUUUCAGGAUAUAAAGCAAGGUUUGCUGUCAGUGGGGAUUUGCUGCAGAGAGACAAAGUACAAUGUUGUCGUUGACAAAGAGUGUUCUGUGACAAAGUUUCUGAAUCGGAUGCUGGGUCUAGAAGUCCACAAGCAGAACAGCCUAUUUCAGUUUUUCACCGAUACAUUUGAAUUUCUUAUUGAGAAAGAUAAGAAGGAUGGGAAAUAUGAUAUGGGCAUUCUAGACCUAGCUCCUGGAGUGGAUGAGAUAUAUCAGGAAAGCAAGCAAACUUACUUGACUCCAGGACAUCCUCAGGAUGGACAGGUUGUAUUUUACAAGAUCAGCGUGGAUCGUGGCAUGAAUUGGGAGACAGCUGUGGAAAAAUCUGAACAUCUUCAAGGUCCAAAUGAAGGCUUCUACCAGUCAUAUAAGGUACGAGGCGACAUGUACUCAGCAGUCUUGGCUGAGCAUAAACAAGGGAAGUAUUUUAACCUGUACAAACCCAACAUUGGCAAGCAGUGCCAAUCAGAAACGCUGGACAGCUUGUUGAGCAAGUAUUAUAAGGUAUCUGCAGAGGAGGCUCAGCAGCACUGGGAGCGUCAGUAUGAAUUCUCUCUAAGCAACUGUUCCCAUACCAUGUGGAACGGGAAUUGCAAAACCGUGCAUCAAGGAAAGGAGUGUGUACAGGGUCUACGCCUUCGACAUUAUUACAUGUUGUGUGGCUCUCUGCUCCGAGUCUGGAGUCGGAUGACGUCUGUGAUUUCUGACAUUACAAGCAGUAGCUACCUACAGAUUGUACGUUUAAAAACCAAGGAUAAACACAAGCAAGUGGGCAUAAAAAUUCCAGAGGUGUGUGUGUAUAAAGUCCAAGAGGAGCUCAGGCAAAUGCAUAUGAGCGUGAAACGCAGACAUGAGGAAUCUCGCCAGAAUGCCCAGCGUCAGUGUUUGACCCCUCUACCCUCUGCAUCCCUUCCUUUGGAUUUCUCUUUACCUUUAUUUCAGUCAGCCCCUUUUUUAGAAUCAGACAUUUUGGACUUGACUUGCAGUCCUCCACCACCACCCACACAGGAACAGCAUGGGUAUCCUUUUGAAGCUUUGGGGAGCAUCCUUUCCAAUGACUUUCUCCGCAGCGAGCCUGUUAAUGUCAAAGAGAUCAUAGAGGAGAUGCUUCAAAAAGCUAAAGAGCCAUCAGCUUCGGACCGCCAGAGUGUCAUCCAGUAUGGAGGGGAACAAAACUUCUGGGGUACAGGCUGACAACUAAAGGUGUUCCAGUGAUAUCAGACCAGCAGCUCUGCUCCUGAGCACUGCUGAGGCGGUUUUUGGGGAAGACAGUUUAGCAGAGUUUUGGUUUCACCAACCAGCUCCAUUACAAAACUGAGUACUUUACAGAAAUAUGAGAAGAGAUCGGAAAUCUCAUGCGCCAAAGCAAGCAGUACACCAUUCAUCGUUUUCAGAGGACCAAGUGUCAUGCUUAUUUUGACUUCCCAACAUAAUACCUAACAAGUCCCCAUUCUUACUAACUGGCUGACACAUCAGGUGCUGUAAACUGCAGUCUGUCCCUAUUUUGUGGGACUUGAGCAGAAUUCACAUCGGGUGCACAACACUGUGUGUUUCUGUGCUCCUUAAUUUGAUCGGCUUAGGGUAGCCUCGAGAUCCGUGUUCCCGUGUACAUAGGUUCUUCUGUGUUCAUGAGCUGUCUUCUUGCAGCGCACAGCACUUUAUUGUCUCCUCGGCCGAGCUUUAUACACUGCUGGCUAAACAAGCCUUUUGCAGAGCAAUAGCAUGUGAUACCCGUAUACAGAGAAGGGGUGGGAAAAGACUGAUCUUUUAUUUGUUCUUUUAACCCUUGCUAAUCUUUGCACUAUUUGCUGCCCCAUGACCACCUCCCUGUGGAUAGAAGGGGCCUGGGUGUCUGCUCAGGGUAUGUUUGUAUAGAAAUAUUUAUAUCCAUAUCUGUAUGUCUCAGGCUGGGUACUGUUUGCCAGACAGAGGCAGACACUGUUUUAAGUUUUGAUGCCAAAGACCUUUUAUUUCUCCUUGUUAUUACAUAUUUAAUUUUGUCAUGUUGGAACUCUAGUGUUUUCCCAGUUCCCUGUUCAGAGCACUUCUUUUGGCUAUUCCAUCAGAAAUAUAAAAAGGGACGGCUGCAGCACUUCUAGUCGUUAGCAGAAUAGCACUCCGUAUAGACGAUGCAUUCAACACAAACAUACCUCCUAAUGCUCCCAAAAAAUAUUCAAAUGCACCUCACCCUUGGGUUUUGGUCAUAUGAUGUGAGCUCUUCUGUUUUCUGGGGGAGUCUUGCAACUUGUAUUGUUGAAAUGGGAAAAAUAUGCAAGUCCUGUUUUUAGCUUUCUUUCGGGUUGUGACUGGACAUUAAGUUAUUGAAUGUAUAGGUAAGUAUGUUGAACAGGUGAAUCUGGGGACACAUACCUUGUAUCACAUUGGCCUUCGCUAUGGUUAAAGGGUCCAGGCUCCUUAUAUUCAUUACUUAUCCUCAGGAUAUGUCAUUAAUAACAGAUUGUUGACCAUCCAACACCCCGCUCCCCACCGAUCAGCUGGGUGCUGGAACCGGCGCCAUCAAUGGAACAGGAAGCACAGCUCUGUUCAAAGUGUAGUGGCCGUGCGGCAUUACUGCAUCCCAACUCUCAUACUCUUCAAUGGACGCUGAGCUGCAGUAACCCAACACGGCCACUACACUUUGAAUAGAGCUGUGGUUCCUGUUGCGUUCAAAGUGCUAGUUCUUGCGCCAAAGGCUAAAAGGAUUAGCCGAUAAAUGAUUUUUCCUGAGAAUAAAGCCUCAUUCACACGUCAGUGAUUUCCAUCAGUGAUUGUGAGCCAAAACCAGGAUUGGAUCCUCCACAGACACAAGGUAUAAGGGAAAGAUAUGCACCUGUUCUGUGUAUAGAGCCGCACCUGGUUUUGGCUCCCAAUCGCUGACGUGUGAAUGAGGCAUAAGUCAUCCAUAUCAGGAGCCUGGAAAAGCCCUUUAAUGUAUUACCAUUUUUUCAUCUAGGUAUGUACAAAGCUAUUGCUAUAUCAAAAUGAAGAAGUUGAACGUCUGUGCUUUUCCUGAGUUAUGGCUGUUAAUCAGCGGCUGCUGUGUCUGCUGCCAUUUUUGGCUCACUGCCUUUUCUGAAGAUCUUGGAGUGUUUUUCCCUUGUUCAUUUUAGGCUCCUGACACAAUUGUGUAAGCCUUACAUCUGACAGUGGACGUCUGGUAACAGACAUGUCCCACUUCUUGCUCCAGGCACCCUGAGUUAUCCCAUAACUGGAGCUGUGCAAGAAAGCAUUACCGUAUAGCAAAAAAAGUAUAUGCAAUGUCUCUCAACCAGUGCCUUGCUAUGUACACCAGGUGGUGUGCACCACUGCUCGACUGCUGCACCUCCUAUUUUAUGUGUCUUUGUGUUUAUUAAAUGCCGAAUUUUAUCUCAGGUAUUUAACCCCCGUUUACCUGUCAGGGGGAGGGGUUCUGCAAAACAUUUCUCUGGAAUUUUAAAUGCAUGCCUCUGUGGCAGUUAAAGGGGCCAAGAGGAGCUGCUGUCCCCUCCAUUCUGUCACGUUCUCUCUAUGUGUACCCAGUGAGAUCACUUCAGUGCCUGUGAUCGAUCAUGUUUUACAGUUAAGUUAUUAUGGCUUGUGUGUGCUACUGAUUCUGUGUCCUGACACACGCAGGUCUUCUACACAUAUUUAUAAGUCUGUAAUAUAUAUAUAUAUGUAUACAGUUUUAUUUAGAAUAUGUGCCUUCAACUAAUUCCUACAUUUUUCUAUUUGUAACUGAAGGCUGAAUUCAGCAGCUCAGUAAAAGUUUCAAAUGUCAAUGCAAA